This is a messenger RNA of Eupeodes corollae, 2101 nucleotides long. RefSeq lists its product as uncharacterized. The transcript has 9 exons. Bases 375 to 1931 code for a protein of 518 amino acids. Lineage: Eukaryota; Metazoa; Arthropoda; Insecta; Diptera; Syrphidae. The record is from RefSeq and is a predicted model, not a curated record.
CCAAUAUUCAAUUCGGGUGCGUUUCGUUCGGGAAUAUUUCGGAUUUGUCAGUUUAGAUAAAGUGUUUAGACAACGCGCAUUAUAAUUUUAUUUGUAUUGUGCAACGAAAGUGAGAACUUAAUUAUUCAUCCUACGAAGUACUUUAUUCUAAAUAACGAAAUCGAUCCGAACGAAAAACGGAACCAAAUUGAAUAAAUAUAAAAAAAUACCCAGGAACGAAGUCGAGACAAGACGAAAAUUGAAUAGAAUCUACGGCAGCGUUACGGGUUCGAUAAAUUAAUUCGAAUUUAGAAUUAAAGCGAAAUUCAAUAGAGUUCAACAGAAAUUUCAUAUUUUAAAUCAAAUAAAAAGAAAACAACAAAUUAAACUUCAAAAUGGCAGCAUUACAACAACGUAAACUUGUUCACAAGCAAUUCAACUCACCAAUGGGAUUGUAUUCAGCUCAAAAUGUCAAAGAGACUCUGGAUCGGGAACUCAAAGCAUUCGGUCAAGAUGGGAUCGAAGUAGAUGAUACACUUCUUAAGCCAUCCAACUUGGCUAACUCGGCUGUCUUAAGGGCACUCGAGGAAGAAGAAAAUGAGCAACAAGGUGGUUAUAAACGUGUUGCCUGGCCACCCGUGUCGGAAGGUAGAACAGUAAGAGAAUUUACUCCACAACCUGUGACACAGCAACAACCAUCACAUCAGCAAUACCAACAGCAACCACUUCAGCAGCAGCAGUCAAACUAUCAAAGACCUGGAGCAUCCCCAGUUCCGGCAGCUAACCAGGGUGGUCAUUAUCAACCAUCAUAUCCAAUUCAGCAAGAGCAACAAUCAUCACCAUUAUCGUCACAGCAAAAUAAUCCCCAGGAGCCAUAUUAUUUGCAACAGAGACCCUCCCAAGCACCAGCAGCUGGCAAUGCCAGUUCGACUGUGUCCUUUAGAGGUGGAGUAGCAAGUCCAGUUUACAAUACACCAAAGCCUAAUCCCCAUCAGCAGCAACAAUACCAACAACAACCCCAAUACUCACCUCAAUCCCAACCCAAUCCUCCUCAAUCUUAUCAACAACAACAGCACCAUUAUCAAGCUCCCUCAACUCCGGAACCACAACAAUACCAAGCCCCAGCUGAUAAUAAUCAGCAACAAGGAGGCCAUUAUCAACAACAGCACCUUGAUGAACCAAACCGUGGUCGUUGGGGUCACGUAGCAUCGCCUGUACCCCAGCGAACUGGCUACGUUCAGAACUAUCAACCCAACACCGCUGCCGCCGCCAUCAACAGACAGCUUUCCCAACCACCCCAAUCGUUCGAAUCCGAACAACCAACAAACUUUGGAUCCCAACAGCAUCAGCAGAACCAUUAUGGGGCAUCAUCUGUACCACAAGUGAAUCAGAGUUACGAUCUCCAACCGUCCUGCGGACCUCCUCAACAGCAGCAGAAUAAUUUUGCUCCUGCUCCUUAUGCUCCUGCUACUGCUGUUCCACAACAGUACUAUCAGGCGCAUCAGCCACCCCAACCGCAGCAAUAUAGUCAGACAUCUCAACCAAUUGACAACCAUUAUAAUUACUAUUCACAGCCCGAGCCGCAACAGCAAUACCAGCAACAGCAAUUGCAACAGCAGCAAUACCGCGGUGAGAGUCCUGGCAUCAUAACAUUGCGCAAGGAAGCCCCGAUCACCCAGCAACCAGCACCAGUUUAUACAUCACAACCAGCCGCCGCCAGCUUUAGAGGAGGCUCAAACAUGCGUGGAGAUUUGAAGUGGCCACCACCAGAAUACAAAGAGCAGGCAGUGGUUGAAAAUGAAGAGCGUCGUAGAAUAGCCCAAGGACCAAUUUGCCGGCCACGACGCAUCAAUAAGGACUACACCCAGUUCUUCGCUAAGAAUGCCCUCAGCCAUCACUAUCCAAGCUACAAAACACCACCGGGCACUCAACACAUUUACAGCAGCUACUAAACAACGGACAACGACUAUGGACGACAUUAAAUGACUUAAAUUUAUUUUACUAACCAACUAAAAAUCAAAAAAACAAAAACGAAAAAAAUACUCUAACCCAAUGCAAGUUUUUAAAAAAUACAAAAAAAAUACCAAAACCAACCAAAUAAAAAAAUACUAACCAACUUACA